Messenger RNA from Cryptococcus wingfieldii CBS 7118, 741 nucleotides. RefSeq lists its product as hypothetical. Gene Ontology annotation, cellular component: endoplasmic reticulum; endoplasmic reticulum membrane. Bases 1 to 741 code for a protein of 246 amino acids. The transcript has 4 exons. Gene Ontology annotation, biological process: 'de novo' protein folding. The record is from RefSeq and is a predicted model, not a curated record. Lineage: Eukaryota; Fungi; Basidiomycota; Tremellomycetes; Tremellales; Cryptococcaceae.
AUGCUCUCAUCAUUAGUCGCCAUCCCGCUCGCCCUCCUGUCCAUAACAGGCGUCAGCGCGCAGGGCGAUCUGAGUGUGGCCAACAAUGUGACGGAUCUUGAAGGGACAUGGAGUAGUAACUCUGCGGUGUCUACUGGUGGGAACGUUGUCAUCCCCUCAGAGAUGACCUUCAACUACCCCAACAACAGCGGUAUCUCUUACUCCUUCACCAACGAUGGCUACUUUGAAGAACUCGUAUACCAAUACAACUCCAACUCGUCCAACCCCGCCUGUAUCCAAGCCUACAUCUACUGGCAACACGGUACAUACGAACUCAACAACAACGGGUCUAUGACCCUCUACCCCUUCUCUUCAGACGGCCGUAUCCAGGUGCAAGACCCUUGUGCUGCUACCACCAACAUCAUCACGUAUUACAGCAACCAGGUCAUGUUUACCGAUUGGGGAAUCACUGUGGACCCUAGCAAUGGGCGAUACGUUUUGCAGAUGAAUGCUUUCGACCAGGCCAAGAUAGCUCGUAUGUACCUCAUCGCCAAACCCCCCAACAUGCUCCCCACCCAAUACAUUACCGGUACCAACGCUACCGGCCAGACCAACUCGCGAAAGCGAGACCUCACCGCCCCCGUCCGAGACUUCUUCAAGCGCUCCGCUGCUGAGCCGAGGAUGGUGCUCGGGAACGGGCAGAUCCUGGGUAUGGUCGGUGCGGUGGGGACGGUUGUUGUUGGUAUGAUGGCGUUGUUCUAG